AUGGAUUGCUGCAGCAGUAGCAGCUACGUAGACUACAGACACCAUUCGAUGAACGGCAACUUCUGCUAUCCGUACUCGCCCAACAUGCUGCGCAGUGCGUCCCCGUACCCGUUGGCCAGCGCCGGCCGAUACGGUGCGGACUAUCGAUCUUCACCGCUCGGCUAUCACCAUCACGGCGGGUACGAUGGGUACGAAAAGUACUACGGCAGCUACCAUCACGCAUCGUCCAGCUACCAGACCGGUUACUAUGGUAACUACCCGUCGUCCUAUCGCGACUAUGGCAGCUACGGGCACUACUACCACCAAUCGCAAUCACCGUACGCACGUGGCGGAAGCUCCGGUGGAGGGGCACCGCCCGGGUAUGGUGCGUCGGCGACCGGCGCUGGCUACCUGUACCCGGGACGCCAUUAUCCAGCUUCCUCCUCCACGCUGGCCCAUCCCUUCGGUGCGCGCGAGUCGUCCUACUAUCAUGCCCAGCGCGAACACCACCAGCAGCAGCAGUAUUCGAGCUUCGCUAGCUACGGCCAUCUACCGCCGUACCGUAACGGUGUGGGCCCCGGCACACACGAGCAUCCUGGUGGAAAAUCCCAUCACCAUCCACAGCAGCCAACGCAUCAGCAACCGUAUCCGCCACAGCAAACCUUCGCCGGAAGUCACAACGAGCGGGGCAUGACCGGCAGUGUGGGGAGUGAAGGUGGCACUACCUCGGCGAGCCAUCCGUCCCCACCGUCGGCGUCGACCUUGUUCAGUGCGCAGAAUGGUUACUCGUCGCCGAGUUCCGAUUACACGCUCCCGACUUCAGCCUACAGCUCGGCGGAUAGCCCCCAGCAUCCCCUGGCAGACGAAGGGGAUGCUCUGACGCCCACCGCAACACCUACACCAUCGACGGCUUUACUCGGUGCAACAGCAGCAGAGUACCCGCACGGCACAAAGGACAACCGUAUGCGAAAGCCCAAAGAGCGCAAACUGCACCGAGCGUACGGUGGUGGCAAUGGAAAUGGCAGUGGCCGUGGUAGCCGUGCCAGUAGCCCUGCUGCAGCGGCGGCGAAUGGGUUGAGCGGGAGCAAUGGUGCAGCUGCAGCGACAAGGAUGAAAUCACUGGAUGCACUUACAAAUUUGUGCUGGCCCGAAGAAGAUCAGUUCUCAGGACGAAUGAGAAAAUACUCAACUGCCAAUGGAUUGAAGUCGAAAGAAGGAAACAACGGUAGAAAGGAAAGCAACGAAUUGGAAACCGCCACAGUAGCGUCCCCUAGCCGUACGACGGGCCCUGGACGACGCACGAAAAAGCAGACACCUACCAGCAGGCAGGCGAAGGAAACGAAAUUAUCCGCCGAAAGCAGGGAGAAGCAAACAAAUCGGUCCACACCGCCAACACCAACGGUGGAAAACAAAAACAUUACACCACUGCCGGGCUUCCAGCAAGCGUUCGGCUCGACGGAAAUUGGCAAGUUCUCCGAGGUAUUCUUCAACAGUAGUCCAACGUCAGCGAACCAUAGUCCUCCACAACACCACCACCAACACCAUCAUAAUCAUCCGCUACAGCUCCAGGACCAUCAGCCCCAAAACCCACAGUCCCAGCAAGUACCUGCCCAGUCGCAUGGCACGAUGCAGCAGCUAGUGAUGGAAUCGCUCAACGCGUACGAAUCCGACGUGGAUACGCUUAGUCCCUGCCAGGCGUGGGAUACCAGUGGUCCCGGUGUUGGUGAUACGUACGAAAAUACCGGAACGACGGGCAGCGGGUACAACCCGCAGAUCGGCACUUCCUUCCAUCCGUCGUACUACGAAUCGUCAUCCUACUCCGACCAUGGCGUCGAUUCGCCGCUGGGCAACUAUUUUAGCGAAAUGACAUGCAACGAGUUUGUGAACUAG
Anopheles marshallii is the source of this 1869-nucleotide messenger RNA. RefSeq lists its product as uncharacterized. The transcript is spliced from 5 exons. The record is from RefSeq and is a predicted model, not a curated record. Lineage: Eukaryota; Metazoa; Arthropoda; Insecta; Diptera; Culicidae. The coding region runs from base 1 to 1869 and encodes 622 amino acids.